Stomoxys calcitrans (stable fly) is the source of this 3530-nucleotide messenger RNA. It is a transcript of the gene DCX-EMAP, whose product is annotated as echinoderm microtubule-associated protein-like CG42247. Gene Ontology annotation, molecular function: microtubule binding. NCBI's taxonomy places the organism in Eukaryota, Metazoa, Arthropoda, Insecta, Diptera, Muscidae. The coding region runs from base 109 to 2571 and encodes 820 amino acids. Gene Ontology annotation, cellular component: mitotic spindle. The record is from RefSeq and is a predicted model, not a curated record. The transcript has 11 exons. Gene Ontology annotation, biological process: microtubule cytoskeleton organization; intracellular signal transduction.
GAAAAGCCAGAGUAUCACCAGCCUACAUUUCGUGAUUUUUGGGCCAAGGAGACAGCCAUCAAUGCCUUCCUGCAAGCCAAUCCUGCGAGUUACGGUAAAAAGAACGGCAUGUGGUAUGCAUCGCCGGGUAAUCAAGGCUGGGGCUCAAAACCAGCCAGUCGUAAGCCAUCAAUAAUGGAAGCGGAUUUGGGCACAUUAUCGACCACAUCGGGCUCGAUAAAACGCAGUGCUGGCCGUGUCAUACGUAUUAUCAAUAAUUUGGAUCACUCAGUUCAGUGCCGUGUCCUGCUGAAUCUACGCACUUCACAGCCAUUUGAAGAAGUGCUCGAAGAUUUGGGUCAAGUGCUGAAAAUUAAUGGAGCCAAGAAAAUGUACACAGGCACAGGACAAGAGGUACGCAGUUUCUCCCAAUUACGCAAUGAAUUUGCUGAUGUGGAUACCUUCUAUUUGGCCACUGGUACAGCUUUAAUUGCCGGCUCGCCCAUAAGGCGUUCGCGCUCUAGACCCUCGGUUAUGGCUGCCGCUCCCAUACUUCCAACUGAAGAGCUUCCAAAGGUUCCUUUGCGUGGGGCCCGACCGCGCAGUAAAAGUCGCCCACGUAUUUUAUACGCACCCGAAAGUGAAAUUUUACGCACAAAUGGUGAAUACAGCAUGUUGGAUAUGAUGAAGGAGGAUCCAACAAAGGUCACUAUAAGAGGCUUGAGACGCACCUUUUAUCCACCAUUACAUCAUGCACCGGCUGAUAAUACACCACCGGAUAAGAAAUUACAAUUGCAGUGGGUCCAUGGCUAUCGUGGCAUCGAUGCCAGACGUAAUCUAUGGGUUUUACCCUCUGGAGAACUUUUAUACUAUGUGGCAGCUGUAGCAGUGCUACUUGAUCGAGAGGAGGAUGCACAGCGUCAUUACACGGGACAUACAGAGGAUAUUAUGUGCAUGGAUGUACAUCCCUCAAGAGAACUUGUGGCUUCAGGACAGAAAGCAGGAAGGGAUCGUAAAUCGCAAGCUCAUGUGCGUAUAUGGAGUACAGAGUCUUUGCAAACAUUAUAUGUAUUUGGUAUGGGAGAACUGGACACAGGAGUGACAGCAGUAGCCUUUUCACAAUUGAAUGGAGGCAGUUAUAUAUUGGCAGUGGAUAGUGGACGGGAGAGUAUACUCUCGGUGUGGCAAUGGCAAUGGGGUCAUCUACUGGGCAAAGUUGCAACUCUACAAGAAGGUCUAUCGGGAGCUGCAUUUCAUCCUCUCGAUGACAAUUUAAUUAUCACUCAUGGGCGUGGCCAUUUGGCAUUUUGGCAUCGUCGCAAGGAUGGCUUCUUUGAACGCACCGAUAUUGUUAAACAACCCUCGCGUUCCCAUGUUACCAGUGUGCAGUUUGAACCAGAUGGUGAUGUUAUAACUGCCGAUUCAGAUGGUUUUAUCACAAUUUAUUCAGUGGACUCUGAUGGUGCCUAUUUUGUGCGCACCGAAUUUGAGGCCCACACAAAAGGCAUUGGCUGCCUGAUAAUGUUGGGAGAGGGCACUCUUUUGUCGGGAGGUGAAAAGGAUCGUAAAAUUGCUGCUUGGGAUUCCCUGCAGAAUUAUAAGAAAAUUGCAGACACAAAGCUUCCAGAAUCCGCUGGCGGAGUACGCACCAUCUAUCCCCAACGCCCGGGGCGUAACGAUGGCAACAUCUAUGUGGGCACUACACGCAAUAACAUUUUGGAGGGUUCCUUGCAGCGACGCUUUACCCAAGUUGUUUUUGGCCAUGGCCGCCAGUUAUGGGGCUUGGCCGCACAUCCUGAAGAUGAUCUGUUUGCGACAGCGGGUCAUGAUAAACACAUUGCCUUGUGGCGCAAAAGUAAACUUAUUUGGACCAUACAGACGGGUUAUGAAUGCGUUUCACUGGCAUUCCAUCCGUUUGGCACAGCCCUGGCUGCAGGCAGCACUGAGGGCCAUUUGCUGGUGAUUAAUUGUGAAAAUGGAGCUGUAAUGUUGACACUGAGAGUUUGUGGAUCGCCAAUCAAUUGUGUGGCAUUUAAUCAAGUUGGUGACAUGAUUGCCAUGGGUUCGCAAAAUGGUAGCAUUUAUCUUUUCCGAGUCUCACGAGAUGGUUUCUCCUACAAGAAAGUCAAUAAAAUACGUGGAUCUCAACCACUCACUCAUGUGGACUGGAGUAUGGAUGGUAAUUUUGUGCAAACAGUGACGAUAGAUUUCGAUUUGCUUUUCUGGGAUGCAAAAUCACUGAGUCCCGAACGUAGUCCCAUUGCCAUGAAAGAUGUCAAAUGGUUGAGCAGUAAUUGCACAGUGGGCUUUUUGGUGGCCGGAAUGUGGAGUAAUCGCUAUUAUGCCAAUAGCAAUACAAUAAUAUCCACCUGCACCAGGUCGGCGGCACAGGAUAUGUUGGCCUCAGGAGAUGCAGAUGGUUAUAUACGUUUGUUUAGAUAUCCUUGCAUAAGCCCUAGAGCGGAAUUCCAUGAAGCCAAGGUCUAUUCGGGCAUGGUGGCCUGUGCCCGGUUUUUAUAUGGUGACCAAUCUCUUGUAACUGUGGGCGGCACUGAUGCCUCAUUGAUGGUCUGGGAUUUGGUAGAGGAAUAGCUGAAAUGGCCACCGUGGCGUACAACUGCACAGUAUGAGGCCCGCUACUCAGACUACUGGCGUCGUCGCACCUCCAAACAAUCCUCCACUGUGUUGGACAGCGAUUCUUUGGAAUACCAGUAGUGAGAGUAGUAUCACCUGAGAAUUACCCCAAUCCUUCCUCCCUCCCACACAUAGACACACACUCGGAACCACAAACACACAAAAAAAUUUAAUUUUUCUAAUUUCGAUAUCAACAGAAAACGAAAAAAGGCUUUUUUAAGAGUAGUUUUUAAAAAAAGGAAAAUUUAACAAAAAAAAAAAUAUUUGCAAGAAUUUUGAAAAAUAGGAUAUUAACUAGAAAACCAAACGGUAAAACUUCCAAGAAAAACACAGCUUCCCUGAUUUGAAAUAUGAAAUAUAAUUUGGUCUUCCUUUAUUGUUUUUUUUUAGUUAUAGCCUAAAUCGACAUUUUUUAAAAUUUUUAAGUUAACUACCUCUUCUUUUCUAGCUGUCAUUUAUCUCCAAUAUGUAUGUCUUCUCUUAAACUUCCCUUUUUAUCCCUUUCCUUCACCCUCCCUCUCCUCUCUCUCUCUCACUCUCUUACUCUUACUGACUACAGCCCCCUACUCUACAGACUAUAAGCCACUGGUGGACUUAAUAUCUUUGACUAAUACCUACAGAUAACUCAGCCAUUUUUUAUACAUUUCAUAUUUCACUUGACCUUUUUUUGGAAUAUACAUACAAUAUUUUUCAAACCCCAUUUAUUAAAAUGCGGGCUAAACUCCAAAGAAAAAUAAUACAACAAAAAUCCUCCAUUUUAAAAUCGUUAAAAAUCGUCUAGAGCUCCAUUUGAGUAGUUUCAAACAAAAACAACAACAAAACCCCACAAGUGCACUUCAAUUCAUUGAAAAGUAAAAAUUAGCAACAAAAAACAACUAAAAAUAAUAAAAUAAAAGUUGAAUGCAACUAAACCAAAA